Messenger RNA from Colletotrichum fioriniae, 2115 nucleotides. NCBI's taxonomy places the organism in Eukaryota, Fungi, Ascomycota, Sordariomycetes, Glomerellales, Glomerellaceae. The record is from RefSeq and is a predicted model, not a curated record.
AUGCGGCCGAGGACCUCGGAAACGGCAUCCCAGCCUUCUCAGGCUCAGGCAACAUCCGUUUCCUCAAACCAUCACCAAGCACUCGGGUCCGCCCCGCCUCCAGUCGAUACUUACUCCGAUCAACAAUCACCAUACCACCUGCACCGCGAACCCAGCCAGCAGCAACAACAGCCUCACGACCCGCCGACACAUGGGCAAGCAGCGUACUCUUCUUACAGCCAAACAUUUCCCGUGAUACCCUCAUCCUACUAUCACGAGCCCGGCUCGUUUAUACACGACGACUACGACGAUUACGAAGACUACGACGAUGACGACGACGAAGAUGUGGAGGAUGAAGACGACGAUCUAGACAUGAGCGACAGCGAUGGAGGUGCUCCCUUGGACCACGUCAUGACAGUUACCAGCCUCUUGUCUCCCAUGUCCGACAACGAGGCCGAGAUGGACCCCCCUCAAUCGUUCUCAGAGAAUCAUCACUUCGACCAACCCGCGCAUCCGCCACAAGAGCAACACACGUCCACGGGGCCGCCUGCUCAUAUGGUUAACUACUGGAACAUAUCGAUUGCAGCCGGCCAAGCAUAUCUUGAUCCGAUAGCAGCCCAUCAUCCGACCCCGCUUGAUACGACUCCUUUCCAUCCCAUGCUUCAUGCUGGAGCCAUGGAUGAUGACGACGACGAUGAUGUUUUCUAUCCACCUGUAGCCGAGCAGCUUCAGCAGUUCCAAGCAGUGGUUGCCAAUGAGGACGAAAUAGCAUGGGAAAAUGCAGGUCCGCCGGCCCUCAGCAAUCCCAACCCAAGCACCCUCGGCCCGGAAAAUCCUGGUCUGACCGAUUUCCUCAAGGGCUGGGCCUGGCGUAACGGAUUUCAGUCCCGAGGACCUAGUCCUGGAAUUCGUCAAAUCAAUGCACAGGUCUCGCGGGAUGUCACGCGCGUACGAUACUCGGACUUGGAGGGCGACGCAUACGACGCGCAGGGCAUCGACUGGGAAGCCUUGGGGGUGACACGUAAGAAUGCUCGAGAGCGGAGAUGCCUGGACUACAAGAACUACACCAACAGGACAGAUUCAGACAUAUGGGCAUUGCGCAAUAUUCUAGCAUGUGCUGGACGCAGCCAUGCCUUCUACCCGGGUCAGCGAGCCGUUCACCGGAUCAACCCCGUAUCUGGCGAGAGCGAAGUGGCCAUGGACCUGAACGACAUGAUUGGUGUCCAGAUUUCAACUUUGGACGCCAACUGCGGUAUCUUGAUUGCGGGUACUUUCAACGGAGAGUACUGCAUGCGAAACAUUUACAGCCAAGACAAGAAGUACACUGAAGGACAAAUCACCAGCCACAUCCAUGCUUCCAGGAACUCAUCCUCACCGCUGGCCGCCUUCGCGUCCAAUGACCAAGGUUUCCGUGUCAUGGAUGUAGCCACCGAAAAGUUUGUUCUGGAUACGCAAUACGGCUGCCCUAUCAACUGUUCAGCUCUAUCCGCUGAUCGUCGUUUGCGUGUAAUGGUCGGUGAUAACUACAACGUCCUAAUUGCGAACGCGGAUACUGGUGAGAUAUUGCAAGAGUUGGGAGGCCACCGUGACUUUGGGUUCGCGUGUGACUGGUCAGACAAUGGCUGGACUGUUGCAACCGGUUUCCAGGACAUGAGCGUGAAACUCUGGGACGCUCGAAUGUGGACCAACUCAGACGGUACCAGCAAACCACUCACCACGAUUCGCUCAGAGAUGGCAGGUGUUCGCAGCUUGAGAUUCUCUCCCACGGGCAGCGGCCCUCAAGUCCUCGUAGCAGCCGAGGAAGCCGACUACGUCAACAUCAUCGACAUUCAAAGUCUAGCCCACAAGCAGACAUUUGAUAUCUUUGGGGAGAUUGGAGGUGUCGAGUUUACCAACGACGGUCAGGACCUCAAUAUCCUCUGCAUGGAUCGCACUCGUGGAGGGCUGGUACAACUGGAGCGUUGCGAUAUAGCGUCCAGCUCCGAAUUUGAGUACGCACAUCAAGCGGCGGCCAUGGACCCAUGGUGGAGAUCCACCCAGAGCGGAAUACUGUCUGAUGCAGAGGUGGUUCAAUCAAAAUUGUCGGCUCAGCGAGAAAGAGGGUACGACAUCUUUGAUGAUUUGGAGCCUUUUUGA